CCAGCGCUGCCUACACUGCCACGGCAGUUUCGGGGUGGGAAAGAAAAUGGCGGCAGUAUCCGAGGAGCACCCGUCGCAGCGCCCAUUUACCGCUGGGGCUGCUGCUUCUGCUACCCCGACGACGGGGACUUCUUCUCAGGGGCCGCCCGGCGGCGCUGGGGCCAAUCCGCUGUCGCGCAAGCUCCGCAAAGUGUUGGAGACGCGGUUGGAGGCGGACAAAGAAAUGUUAGAAGCGCUCAAGACUCUUUCAGACUUUUUUGUGGAAAACAGCUUGCGUACUCGAAGAAAUUUGCGUGGGGAUAUUGAGCAUCGUAGUUUAGCUAUCAAUGAAGAAUUUGUCUACAUUUUCAAACAAGUGAAAGAGGAACUUGAAAACAUAAAUGAAGAUGUGCAGUUAAUGAGUAAUUGCUGCCAGGAUAUGACUAAUCACUUGAAGGCAACUAAGGAGCAAACUCAGGAUUUAAUUGUCAAAACAACUAAGCUUCAAGCAGAGAGCCAAAGGUUAGAAUUAAAAGCACAAAUAGCAGAUGCUUUCAUAGCAGAAUUCCAACUUUCUCCAGAGGAGAUGAACAUCAUUCGAAGCACCAGAGACAGGCCAGUUACUGAAAAUUUUUUUAAAGUAUUGGGACGAAUAAAGCAAAUUCACAAUGAUGUCAAGAUUCUUCUGCGCACCAGUCAACAGAGAUCAGGCCUGGAGAUUAUGGAACAGAUGGCACUCCUCCAGGAGACUUCUUAUGAACAGCUGUAUCGAUGGGCUCAAGGUGAAUGCAGGGCUUUAACCCAAGAAACCUGUGAUGUUUCUCCAGUUCUGGCUCAGGCAAUGGAAGCUUUGCAAGACAGGCCUGUUCUCUACAAAUACACCCUUGAUGAGUUUGGAACCGCCAGAAGAAGUGCUGUGGUCCGGGGCUUCAUAGAUGCUCUCACUAGAGGAGGUCCAGGAGGAACGCCUCGACCUAUUGAAAUGCACUCCCACGAUCCUUUGAGAUAUGUAGGAGACAUGUUGGCAUGGCUGCAUCAAGCUACUGCUUCAGAAAAAGAGCACCUGGAGGCUCUGUUGAAACACAUAACCACAGAAGGAGUGGAAGAAAAUAUGCAGGAAAUAGUUGGGCACAUCACAGAAGGUGUUUGCCGGCCACUCAAGGUUCGAAUUGAACAGGUGAUUGUAGCUGAACCUGGAGCAGUCCUUCUGUAUAAAAUUUCUAAUCUUCUCAAAUUCUACCAUCACACCAUUAGUAAUAUUAUAGGAAGCAAUGCAGCCAUGCUGUUAACCACGAUAGAAGAGAUGCAUCUUUUGAGCAAAAAGAUAUUCUUCAACAGUUUAAGCCUCCAUGCGACUAAACUGCUGGAUAAGGUUGAACUGCCACCUGCGGACCUCGGUCCAAGUCCUGCACUGAAUCAGACACUUGCUCUGCUGCGUGAAGUAUUAGCAUCCCACGACUCUUGUGUUAUUCCUUUGGAUACUCGUCAAAUGGACUUUGGACAGGUUUUGUCUUGUGUGCUGGAUCCCCUGUUGCAGAUGUGUACUGUGUCUGCCAGUAACUUGGGGUCUGCUGACAUGGCAACAUUCAUGGUGAAUUCACUUCAUAUGAUGAAGACAAUGCUGGCUCUGUUUGAAUUCACAGAUAAAAGGCUAGAAAUGUUACAAUACCAGAUUGAAGCACAUUUGGAUACCCUUAUAAAUGAACAAGCGUCUUAUGUAUUAACUAGAGUGGGUCUAAGUUAUAUAUAUAACAUGGUACAGCAACACAAGACAGAGCAGGGUCCUUUGGCUAAUGUACCCAGUAUGGAUUCAAUGUCAUUAAAAGCUGCAAUGGUCCAGUUUGAUCGUUACCUGUCUGCUCCUGAUGGUCUGUUAAUGCCACAGAUAAACUUUCUCCUCAGCACAGCUGUUAAACAACAGAUAAUAAAACAGUCCACAGAACUGGUCUGCAGAGCUUACAGUGAACUAUAUGCAGCUGUGAUGAAUCCUGAUAAUGCUUAUAAAGAUCCGGAAACUGUAUUGUAUAGAUCUCCUCAUCAAGUUCAGUCACUUCUCUCCUAAUCUUAUAACCCAAAGCGUGCCUUUUAAUACUGCGUAACACAAGAAUGGACACAUAUGAAACUUUGAAAUAGGCAAGGACAACUGAAUUUUGUCUUGCAGAAGACUGCUGCUUGGGUUGCAAUAAUACAUGUAAUUAGUUAGCUGAAAUCCCAUUGACUUGUGGGAUUUAAACUGUUGCUGGGUGACAGCUAUGCUGCAGAGGUGAGAGCGUUUAAAGUAAUUUAUUACAACUUGGAAAAGCUUUGUGAUAAUGCAGAUUAUUUUUUAUUAUGAUGGUAAAAUAAAUGGUGGAACCAAA
Messenger RNA from Candoia aspera, 2339 nucleotides. It is a transcript of the gene COG6, whose product is annotated as component of oligomeric golgi complex 6. NCBI's taxonomy places the organism in Eukaryota, Metazoa, Chordata, Lepidosauria, Squamata, Candoiidae. Bases 47 to 2041 code for a protein of 664 amino acids. The record is from RefSeq and is a predicted model, not a curated record. The transcript has 19 exons. Gene Ontology annotation, cellular component: COG complex. Gene Ontology annotation, biological process: intra-Golgi vesicle-mediated transport.